Molecule: messenger RNA, 1692 nt
Organism: Fusarium coffeatum
Lineage: Eukaryota; Fungi; Ascomycota; Sordariomycetes; Hypocreales; Nectriaceae
Exons: 3
Coding region: 1-1692 (563 amino acids)
Source: RefSeq, a predicted model, not a curated record
AUGAAGCCUUUCCUCUUGGCCGGUAUUGCACUGCUUCAGUGGAUUCCCGGUUUCCUGGGAGUCCCAGGUCACAAGUCGCCUUUUGCCAAUGUCAAAAAUGGCACCUAUCGAGGAAUUCAUUCCAACGACUAUAAUCAAGACUUUUUCUUGGGAAUUCCUUUUGCUGAGCCUCCCGUUGGCGACCUGCGUUUCCGAAACCCUCGACCAUACGAUCAGUCUUGGAAAGGAACCCGCGACGCGAGCGAGUACUCUCCUGCUUGCGUGGGCUAUGGGCCAUCACAGUUGGGUUACAAUACGAGCGAAGAUUGUUUGUAUCUUAACGUUAUACGCCCCUCAAGGUACUCCGACAAGAAGCUGCCGGUAGCCGUAUGGAUUCACGGCGGAGGUUACUACCAAGGCAGUGGCGUAGACAUCCGCUACAACCUCACCUUUAUCGUCGAACAAUCCGUCAAAAUCGGGCAGCCUAUCAUGGCAGGUAGCAUGAACUAUCGGCUUGGCGCAUUUGGCUUUCUCAACUCAGCCGAAUCUUUCGAGACUGGUGACUCAAAUAUGGGCUUUCGCGACCAGAGAUUAUCCUUGCAUUGGAUUCAGGAGAAUAUUGCAGCCUUUGGAGGUGACCCGUCCAAGGUGACCAUCUGGGGCCAAAGUGCAGGUGCUGCAUCUGUCGGUGCUCAGAUCCUGGCCUUCAACGGUCGUGAUGACAAGCUGUUCCGCUCGGCUAUCUUGCAAAGCGGUGCACCUAUCUCCCUUGCAUCUCAAUCCGACCUAUCGGAGGAUUUGUACGAGUUACUUCUCAAGAAUACUAGCUGUACCUCGCUCGAAUGUCUACGGUCUCUUCCCUUUGUCGAUCUCGACAAAGCACUCAAUAGUACUGCCCUUUCAGGUUGGAAUCCAAAGAUAGAUGGAGACUUUGCAGCCCGACACUCUUCUCAGCAGUUGAAAGAUGGUGCUUUCGUCAAGGUUCCUAUCAUCAUGGGAGCGACCACCGACGAAGGCACAAGCUUCUCAAAAACGGGCAUCAACACAACUGCGCAGUUUAUCUCAGCCAUAGAGAACUCUUCUCCACCUAUUAACAGCUCUUUUGCCCGCACGGUCGCUAAAGCAUAUCCCGAACGAAGCCAACACCAAGUCCUUCACAAUCUUGCGGCUGACUGGGUACCUCCUCCCAAAUAUGGUAAACAAUUCCGAAGAGCGGCGACUUACUACGGCGAUGUCAACAUGGUGGCACCUCGAAGACUGGCCGCCGAGGUUUGGGCAUCCAAGGGACUGCCUGUGUAUUCCUAUCGAUUCGACGCGAUUCCCGCAUGGGCUACCUAUGUCCAGGGGGCAACCCACUUCGUCGAUGUGGCAUUCUCUAUGAUGAAUCUCAACGGCACAGGCUACGCACCAAUACGCACACCACCUUUCCAGGGUUUACCAGAGUCGUACAGGGAUCUCGCAAGGCUCAUGUCUGGCGAUUUGGUCAAGUUUGUGGUAACGGGAGAUCCGAACGGAUGGAAGGGUCGAAAGGAUGCUAUGAUAAGUCUAGGCAACCCAAUUCCUGCUUGGCUAAUUUACAAGACGAAGGGUCAUGGGUCUCCACAGAACUUUCUAUACCGAGGGAACCUUAGCAGCACGGUUGAGAAGGAUAUUUGGAGGAAGAAGUCAAUCGCGCUUCUCAAUUCAGUUAAUUUGGAUGUUUAUGAUCGGUAG